AUGACGAGAUUCUCCAAGAUCGCUGCAGUGUCGGUGCUGGCCACCACGGCAUACGCUCAGUGCGGCUCGGCGCCAGACGCCACUGUUGACGGGACAGAGGGCAGAUACACGGCCACGGUUGGUGGGUCAGAGGUUUACUCCGGCAGUGACUACUACACUGCUAUCACUACUUCCCUGGAUGGAAUAUCGAGUGGUCAGACGGUUUCAAUUCUAGCUUCUGGAAAUAUAGGUUCCAACACGAUCAGCAUUGACAGUGGCAAGACCUUUGAAGGCUGCGGGACUAUUACCGCCUCCAUCGCCAAUGGAAAGGGGGCUAUCGAGAGUUUGAACACCAAAGAUGUCUCCAUUCCGUACCUCAGUCUCACAGGAGAGGUUUACUUUGGCCUGCAUUUCUAUGGAACAACCGGCCUGACUCUGGGUGAAAUCGAUAUGCAGCUUACUGCUGGAAUUGGUAUCCGAUUCGACCGGGACGAGGCUGCCAACUCCAAUGUGAAAAUGGGCACCAUCACCGUCACUGGAGCUAGCUCCCACGCAGUCGAGACUUGGAACAUCGACGGCCUCACAAUUGACAGUGUGAUAGCCAAGGACGUUGGCGAGUGCGGUCUCCUCCUCCAGAAGACAACGAACGCUCGGGUUGGCCUCGUUCAAGGAGACAACGCUGGCUCCGGAACCGGUUACGCCACUCUGAGAUUCGCGAACCAGAACGGCAUGCUGAGCGACGGCAACUACGAGACCAACGUGGUCAUCGACCGGGUUGUCUCGAGAGGUGGCGGCCGUGGGAUAUUUUGCGUUUCAGAGUCUGGCGGCGCGGAAAUUGGCACCGUUGAGCUUUCGAACAACGAGAACAAUGCCAUCCUCAUUGAGAACUGCUACAACGUGGCUAUCAAGGGCGGCACUGUCCAGGGAGGUGGCGAGGUCCGCCUCGCAGCCCGUGACGAGUUUGCCAUCACCCGCGAUAUCAGUCUCACCCUUGAGGUCAACGACAACUCGGUCAGGGAGUCUCCUUGCUCUGAGAACCCUACUUUCAGCAUCACCGGUGACGCAACGCUGGAUGUGUGCUAA
This is a messenger RNA of Diaporthe batatas, 1062 nucleotides long. RefSeq lists its product as uncharacterized. The record is from RefSeq and is a predicted model, not a curated record. The coding region runs from base 1 to 1062 and encodes 353 amino acids. The transcript is spliced from 2 exons. Lineage: Eukaryota; Fungi; Ascomycota; Sordariomycetes; Diaporthales; Diaporthaceae.